CAAGACUUCGCGAAGGAAGAGUUGAACAUGCCAGUUGAAAGUAACAUAAGCCUGGAAACUGCACUUAGAAUUUCAGAUGCCAUAAGUGACACUCCUGAACCACAAAAUCUAGAUUUUAAUAUGAACCAAAAUUGUGAAAGAAAGGUGCUAUCUCAAGUGCAAGAAAAUAAUGCAAAUGACGUCGACAAGGAAUGUCAUAAAAGCAGGAUAUCAAAUGACGAUGUCCCUUUAAGAACGGAACAAGACAAAGAGAGAAUGAAACUAAAGCGCCAGUCUCUUUUAAACAGAAAAAUAAGUCACUUUGGCGGACUUCCACCUAUAGUUCUCACAUAUGCACCGUUAAGUAAGAAAGCGACUGUAGGAAAUAUUUUACAUCCAAAAUCGCCGAAAAAUGGCAUUGCUGUACCUAAUCCCACAUUAAAACCAAGCCCUAAAAAUGGUAUUGUAGCUGCAACUGCCGGUGUACCAGCGACUGAAGGGAAUAAUGGAAGUAACCUUUCAACUGUCCAAGCGUCAGAUGCAAAAGAGAAUAAACAAUCUAUCCGUCGCAUUAGUCUAAGAUCAUCGAAUAAGAUAACAAAUAAAAUAGCGGCACCGGUUAAACAGUCCCAAACCCCUCUUAAGAAAAAAAUAGUGAAACUACAAGUAACCGAUAAUGUAAUUAAGCACGGUAAUACGACUAUUACUAAGAUAAAAAAUAAAGACUGCAUUAAAAUUGCAAAACGUACUUCAAAUAGAAAACUCAAUAACAAUAAAGCAAAUAAAUCUCAACCUAUGAGUCCAGUAAAAAUACAACAAAAUGUUGCUGAGAGUAACGAACUAAUUGAUUUUGAAGAAGAGCUAAAUAGUUCUAAAAUAUUAAAGACCUCCAUCGCCACGAUUGAGACUCACGAUCUAGAAAAUACUUCGACACAAGAACUGGGAACAAAUACUCUAGUAAUAGAAAAAGGUAAACAAUCCGAAAGGUGUAUUUUCAACAAGAUUGAAGAAAAGGAAAUGACCAAAACUUCUGACGCUGUCGGAGUUUUUGUAGACGAAGGAAAUAAGCUAAAGCCAACUGCAAUCGAAGAAAACACGAAACAAGUUUCAGUAAUGAAAAAUGAACACGAAACUGCUUCAGUUGCUUCAUCGCCUUUGCUUGACGAAACGAAUAAAAUUAAGUCCACUAUAGUUGAUGACGAAAGAGAUGUCAAACAAAAAUUGGCAGUCAAUUUACCACUUGUUGAUCAAAAAGAGGUUAAAAAUUCUGAAACAGCAGAAACUUCUGUUCAAAGUUGUGGCACGGAUUCUAUAGAUGUCAAUAAAGAUGACAUAAAAAGUGAUAAGUCACAAAUUGUACCAAACAAAGUGAUCGAAUCGGAUCAAUCGGAUGCAACCGCAGCUCUCCAUUCUAACAGAAAAAUAAUUGUAUUAAAAGAAGGCACUACAAUACAGGAAAAUACCGAAAAUAAAAUAACUAUUGAAACUGGCGCAAAAAAACCGGUACAAAUAGCAUCCUUAGAGUGCCCUGAAGAAAAUGUUAAUCCUGUGUCAGAGGUAGAAGACGAUAUUGUGGAAAUUAUCGAAACAUCAUCAGCAGCAGCUAAUACGCAAACAAAAAUUGUGCAUUCAAAUAAUCUGCCUGAUAAAACCUCGAUUAAAGAACAACAGGAAACGAUUGAUACAAGUAAGUCUAUUUCAUCCAAGGAAAUCGUUAAUGAUGUUCAUAACGACAAAAGUAUACAUCAGAAGAUAACCACUGAAAAGGUGGACUUACCCAAACUUCUGGAUCGGCAAUUAUCAAACCAGAAACAAACAAAUACCAAACCAGAAAUGCAAAAUAAAAGUCUUGAAGGCGACGAAAAGCCCCAAGUGCAAACAACCACUAAUGCAUUGACAAACAGCUCCAGUCAUACAGAUGUCACUGACACGAAAAAUAAAGAAAACAGCAAAACAUACAUGAAAGGGGAUAUCAAAAUUAAAGAAAUUACUUUAGACGAUCCGACUAAAACGGCAGUACGUAUUUUUCUUCCUAAUGGCAAAGUAUUCAAAGCUACGAUUUCUGGUAAAGUACACGGUGACCUCGACUCUUUAUUCGCUGAACCCAGCAUGCGAGCAAUCCUAUCGAGCAGCCUUAAUAACGACGGAAGUCGAUAUACCAUAAAUUAUAAACAGGUGCAAGUGAAAACCAAUCCCAGUAAACCAAUUUAUAAAAUUCAUGAUUUACAAAUUAAAGGGACACACUCUGCUCCUAUUGACACUGUAAAUUUAAUCAGUGAUGACGAAGACGACGUUCCGACUCGCAGUUUUAACACUGAAUUUGGCAAAUAUGUCACAAAUCAUGACCAAGAAACAAUAGAUAUACACCAGAAAAAGUUUGACCAAAGAUGUGAAGUGAAAAUGCUUAAAGGUGACUUAUUUAAAAGCAAUAGAACGAAGUCUAAAUCAAAAUCAAUGCCGUCUGAAAAGAAUUCGUUGCUGACUAGACAUCAGAGUAAACUGCUAUCUGUUGUGACAAGUACAAUUACUAAAGAAGAAACUGAUUCCAACUCUGAUACAUUAAGCCAAGCGCAAACCUCACCUACGCCUCCUUUAUUGGAACAGAGUGAACCUCCUACUGUCUCAGAAACGCCUGAUGUCAUCGAACUUGACGAUUCCUCUAAUGACAGCUUCGAAAACCAAUCACUAGACACUAAUGCUGUCUCUAAUAAAAACAUAGAGCCUGUGAAAGUCAACGCCCUGGCGAAUUUAUUGUUACAGGAUUUGGGUUUAGAACAAGACGAAGUUGUUAAACUCCCGUCUCCUGUUAAAAGCGGAGCCGCUGUUGUGAAUUUGAAGAGCGCAUUACUACAAGACCUUGGCAUAGCUCCGACGGUAACUCCCGUAAUUGACAUAACUGAAAAUGAUGAUGAUGAUGAAGUACUUCUACUAACUGACGUUCAAAAAGCUAAUACAAAUCAUGACGAGAAGAAUUCUCAUGUGACUACCGAAGAAAAUAAGACUAGAAACGUGGAACAAUCUAAUCUUAAAAAAUGUGUUGUGAAACUGAUGAAAUGCGAAACACUGAUAAAGAAAUAUGAACUUAUGAGAAAAAUGAAGAAUUGCUAUGUAAAAAUGGAGCGCCUCGAAAAUAUGCUUCUUCCAUCUGCUAGCGUUUGUAAAUUGAGUGAUAGACAAACAGAUGAAAUGAACCAAAACAUGGCUGAAGAUUUUAUCGCUUUUGAUGUUGAUGAACCAUGUAGUACACCACAGUUGUCACGUUGUCCUUCAUUAUCAAUUUUAAAUAAUUGGGAUGAUGACAGUCAACCUUCUCUUGAAAAUCCUUACUGCACUUCACCGGUUAUGGAGAUUUACGAUAUGUUAGUACAGUUGCGUAAUAAACUAAAAACAAACUUGCUCAGAGAAUCUAUAGAACUGCUACCAAUGACUUGUGAUUCUGAAUGGAAUAUGACAAAAUUUCAAUGCAGCACUCAACAAAUUAUAUUAUCAUCAUCCAAUAUACCAGUAACAGAAAACCAAAUCCUACUUCCCACUUGUGAUAGGACUGUGACCGCAGAAAAACUUAUGACAUUUGAAACACCCAAACUAUUAACGAUAACGCUGAAAUUCUUAGAAGACACUCCCAAUUUACUAUGUUGCUGGGAAUCUGCGCGAAGGAGGGAAUUAAUAUCAAAAGACAAAUCCUCGCCAAAUAAAUUAAAAAGAAAGGCUGAAGAAGUCGUAAGUGAUGUCGUUGCCAGUAAAGUAUUAAAAUUAAAGAUACUUGCACUAAAAACUCUUAACUCCCAUAUUAAAACCCCUAGUAUUCUCAUAGAGGAUCAACACAUGGCGCUCCAGCCAGAUAUCUUUGAAGCUUCCUGCAAAUACAACACUGUGACUAUCGGCAAUUUAGAAGACGGUAAGCAAGCUAAAGUACAAAGCCUGAAAAAUCGUGUACAAACUAAGGUGAUCGUUGAUUCUGUAAUGAGUCCAACCGAUAUUGAAACUCAAACUAUAUUCAAGAAAGAAAAUCACCAUCCUAGUAAUAUUUUGGACAAUAUAGAAACACUGCAUAAACAAUCGGAUACAGUAAUAAUAGAUGGCGUAACUUCGCACUUCAGAGAGGUAAACAGUCAUGUCGCAUGCAGGACUAGUGGUUUUGACACUUUCGACAACGAUUUUUUAGUAGACGACCGUGAAGUAACAUCCCCUUCACUGCUUUGCGAUUAUACUGAAAAUUUUGUGAAAGAAAACGAAAACAAUAAAAAUUUACUUGACGAAGACGACAUUCAAGAACUUACAUCUUCGUCAUCGCUUAGCGGCAUUACUGGUGGAUGUGAUAAAGAAAAACAAAUUAAUGCAGAUGCGGAUAGUGAACAGACCUCAAACAAUUUACCUACGCAUGCGAAGAGUGACAAUUCUUCCUCAUGUGUAACAAUAGCCGGUGACAACGACCAACUAAACCAUCCAUCUUAUAGUAAGAACAUUGAAACCAGCGAUGAAAAGAAAGACAUCCUAGAGGUAACGUUACCAUCACCGACCGAUAAUAAUGAAGUUGACAAAGAACAUAACGAGCACUCGAAGGAUGUUGAACAUUUCGUCGCAUCUUCUAAAGAAACUCAAGGUUUAGACAGAAAUAUCACAGAGGAUAAACAUCGAACAAUCUCUCCACGGCCACGUGAAGAUAAUUCUGAAGAUGGCAAUCAGAAUGAAGGUAAUACCUUCACGGAUUCUAUAAAGGAAAAGCAAGACGUAACAUCAUCGUCGUUCACCGAUAAUAAUGAAUUUGACAAAGAAAAUGACACUGGUAUUAGUAUCAAUAAAGAGAAGACCGAAAAUUAUGUAUCCCAAUCGAAGGAGGUCGAAUUAUCCACAUCAUCUAGCGAAAUUGACUGCUUAGACAGAGAUACUAAAGAAAAAGAACAUAUGUCUGCAUUCCUACACAAGGAUGGUCCUGAAGAGUGCAAAGAGAAAUUAAUGGAUACUAGUGUUAUCGAUAUAGAGGUCAACAAAGAAGUAGUUUCGUUGCUUGCUGAUUAUGAUAAAUCGGGCAAAGAAAAAGAUGACAAUAACGAAGAGGCAGUAAAAGAUGUAUCACAAUCCGAGUUAGAAUACUCAGUGGCAUCAUCUACAGUAACUGAUAAUUUGGGUAAAGAUGUUACAGAGGCUAACCAACAGUCAACCUAUCCACUGCCAAGAAACGAUGAUUCUGAAGAUGGCAAAGAGAAACAAAUAGAUAUUAACCCGAUUAAUGAAGAAACUACAAAUAAGAUAUUACAACUGCAGGAUGUUGAAAGUUUCGACUUGAAUGACGCUGAGAACCAUCAAAAAGAAUUUUCUCCGUCGCCGCUUAGCAAUAUUAGUCAAAUUAGCGACAAAGAUGAAGGAAACCUAUCUCCAUUAAAGGAGAUAGAAAGUUCUACCUCAUUAACCAACAAAAAUGAUUUCGACCAAGAUAUAACCGAUAAUAAUCUAGUAGAUUUGUCUCCGCCACCGCUUAGCGAUAAUACUGAAACUGACGAUGAAAAGAAUGAAAUGUGCUUAAUUAAUAGCGAAAGAUUUUCGAAGGCGUCAGAAAAUCCUAUAGCAAACUCACAACACGAAACUGACUACUCCAAUAACGACAAUAUACAGGACAUCCCAGUUGUAACUGCGUCACCGCCACUUAACGAACGGAUAAUUACAGACCCCGGUGAAGCUGCCACCGACAAAGACGCUACGGAGGAUAGAAAAUCAUUGAAAUCUCCAAUAUCGCGCAAAGAGCAUAUUGAAACAAUAGAAAAUCAAUUAAGUGAAAUUGCUGGUGGCCAAGAUUUAACUACUGACACUUUGCAUGUGGAAGAAAUAGAAGACAGUGUUGGGUUGGAUGAAGAUUCCGUUGACGAGAUAACCACUGAAGUUUGUGAAGUUGUGGUUAUUGCUACAGACGUUUACGAUGACGAUAUUGCUGAAACGUUGAUUAACACCAGCAAAGAAAUGAACCUAAUGGUUAAAGAUGUUUCGGGAAUAAAUCGCGAUUCGGAGUUAAAAUCACCAGACUUUAUAGAUAACAAGACAAUUGCUUUUAACUACCAUGAUUACACUAAGAGGUCCAAGAAUAAACAAGACAUUACUACAGGAACUUCAAUAUGUAACCAUAUUAGUGACCCCACAAGAGAUAAUGUUUCUGUAAGUGAUUUGAAAACCGAAAGCAUAACUUUAAACGAGCGGUAUAUACAUCACGAGCCAUCUUCCGAAAUACCUACUAUCAGAGAUUGUUAUCAUAAAUCAAAGCCGGAAUUAAAAUAUGAACUAAUACAAGAGGAUGAUUUCUUAACUGUAAAAAUCACAACUGAAAAUGACGAAGAUAAUAAAACAAAAGCUAUCAUAAGUCCCAAAGAUAUUGAAGAAGACACCGUUGUUGCGUCGCCUUGCUCUAAUAAUACUGAUGAUAUGAAUCUCAAAGGUUUUGAGCUUGAAGACGUAUACAUAUUUCCACUGAGCCAAGCAGGAAGUAAUAAUAGCAACUUAUCUAGCGACAGCAUUGUUCAAGAAUUACACAGUGAAAGCGUAACCGGCAACUUACCAGAUGACCUACACGAUAUAGAAUUUCACGUUAAAGAACCUGAAAUGACUUAUUCCCGAAAACGUAAAAUGGACAUGAGAGACGUAAAGAUUGCGGAAAAGAAAUACAGAAAAGGUAAAAAUAUUGACUGUUCAAAACAAACACAAAUCAGCAUGAUCGAAUUAGCCUACAGCAAAGAAUAUAAGAGACUAUUAGAAUAUUGUUCGUCAGUGAAAUUUUCAUAUACGCGGCCUUUUCAUAAAGAAUGUAUUGAAAUUGAAAAUCUAAUGGUCAAUUGGCCCAUAAAUAGUGUUUGUCACGAUGUCACUCCAGCGGACGUUGCCGAUGAACGAUUAUUUGUUGAUUUAGAAGUCUAUGAUAGUUAUCAACCGGAUCCCGCUACGCAGACAUUUGUUGAAGAAAUCAGUUACGAGUAUAAUAGAAAUGAUGCCGCCCGAGAAGGUCCAACAAUUGAGGCUAGUGAAACCAAUUUCAAUAUGGGUUUUGGUGAGGGGUCCGGCAGAGUCAUCCAAAUUUUGAAUACACAAAGCAAAUCAAAUAUUUCGGCUGCGACUCUGCCGGACGUAAAGCAAUCUCAGCCGGUUUUUAAGUCCGUAAACUCCGACGACUGCAACGAUGUAACAACGAACAACGACGAUCAAAUAAAGAAGAUAAGACAACAUGUAAAUUUCAUCGAACUGCGGGAUAAGGUUAGGCAAUUUUUCAAGAAAUCAAUCGUUGAAUUGAAGUCUGAUUGGGUGCAUCAGAACACAAAAGAUGAACUUCAUCCAGAAGAUUUCCCUUUUGGUCUUUGUAGCUUAGACUAUGUAAAACCAGUCCCAACAAACGUCAUAGUUCAAGUGGUUCAAGUAGGCCAGCUUCCCGUGAGUGCAGCUGCUCAAAAUCCAGUAACUUGUGACCCGCGAGUGACACAGGUGUCGGACGCCAGUCCAUCCCAGUGUUCGGUGGACAAUAGCCCCAACGAUGACUCUCAAUCUGAAAUAAAAACCGAAUAUACAGAAUUAACUACUGCCGAUUUGUCAUUACCUCUCCAACAAUAUGCGCAACAAAAUCAAGCUAAUCUCGCAUCUCAAGAUAACAAUGUUGAGCUUAUUGAACAAACUAUUUCUCUUGAAAUGGAAAUAAAAGCAGAAGAAAGCCCCGAAAUAAAACAAGAGCUGCCCGACAUUAAAGAGGAGAAAAGUAACUCUUCUGAUACAGAGUUGCAUACUCUAAACAAUGCAACGCCUGAAAAUAUGGAUUACUCGUUCGAAAAUAAUACAGCCAAGUCUGAUGCCAGCAAUGUAAAUUAUGACUCUUCUGAGAAAAAGAGUUCUGAAACGUUUUCUCAGCAGCGUCAGCAAAAUGGAAACUCUGAGAAGACUGAUCAAAUCGCGCAUGCGAUGAGUGCUGCUGGCAUCACUACAACACCAGAAACUGUAACUAACACUAGAGCUCACGCUUUAGUAAAUAUCCUGUCUCAGAAGAUACGGCAAGGCUCAGUAAACACCACGCAAACUACCACAAAUACGUACUCGAAGACAUCAAUUAACGCAAUGGCUCUGCAACAAGCCUUAGCCCAAAUUUUGCCCCCGCCGCUGAAUCAGACUGGAUCCAGUGAAAACAACCAAACACAGUCGACCCCUGUUGGACCUCAAGUUUUGCAUAUUGUACAAGGAAAAAAUUCUUCGGGCAAUCAGAUUACACUUGUAGACAACUCUCAACAGUCUGUUAUAAGCACACCUAACGCCACCCAAGUCCUGCAUAUCGUACAAAAUAAAAAUGCGACAUCGGGCCAAGCUUCGAAUGGAACCCUAACACCACAAGCUAAUUCAUUUAGUGGUCUAUCCUUGGUCGAUGCCGGUCUUCAACAGGGCGGGAACCAACUUCUUCAUAUUGUCAAUACAGGAAACCAGAAAACUGCCAGCCCUGGCCAAUUACUAAAGCGCGUUAAUCUUCUAACGAAUCUGACUAACGUACAAGGGUCAAAUGAGCAAAAAAUGGUACAAUUCGUUUGCAAGUCUGCGGACGGCAAAGCUAUUCAACUGAACGCACCACACCAGAGAAGUAUGGUUUUAAGACUACAGCCUAUUGAGACCCCCAAUGUUCAGACUCCGCCAGCGAAAUCUGCGGAGUCUCAAGAACUGAAUUCAUCACCAACCGCUACAACUGCAAAUAAAGAAAGCGCUAGCCAACAAGAAAUAAAAUCUCGUUCCAUCUACGAAGAAAAUUAUGCCAAAUUCAUACAGAACUCGUCCAGCAAAACGCCAGGGCUAGAAAAGUCUACCAGCUUGCCAAAAUUUAACCAAGCAUUUGGGAAACCAGUAUUUCAAGAAGGCAGUCAAAAGCAGGGAGAAACUGCCACUAACAAUUCUCAUUUACCUUCCGUAAACAAUAACUCUGAAAAUGCUGAAUGUCCACCGAACGAUAAUGCAAUAAACUUGGAGCACAUGGGUAAUAUUUCAAGUCCGCCCCUGCUCAUUAGGAAACCAGUAGUGACUACUCAAUCGCAAUCUAAUAUCGUGCAACAAAUCAAGCAAACCAUCGCGCCUAUGAAUAUACAAACCAUGCACGGUGGCGUCAUUUACACGCGUCAAAUACCUGUCAAUAUUGGAGGAGGGCAAACAAUCAAUUUAAUAACAGUCCCUAGUACGGAGUUAAUAAAUGAUGACUCUUCAAAGACGCAAUCUCAAAACAAUCAAGGAGACAUUGAGCCUUCUAUUAUUAAGAUUGUCCCUCAAAGCCAAACUUCAACAAACAACGACAGUUCGCAAGAAGAAAAUAACAGCCACGCAAGUGGUUCGAACGAGAACCCUCAGACUCCUCAGCCACAGCCAGUUUUAACCCAAAUGAGAAUAAAACUACCCAUGUUGAGUAAAGCCCCGCAAAUGGUACCCGGAGCUAGAGUCGUCAGGCCAUCGUUUUUCCAAAUCCAAAGAAACGUUAUCGGCGGUGCUAACCAACCGGUAUACCAACAACUGGUGUUGACCGCUGCCCCGCCACUGGGCCAACAAACGAUACGACUACCAUCGCAGGCAAGCCGGCCCGUCAAAGUUCCCUCUGAAAAUCAAUCGUCCUCUUCUGAAUCUCAAAUGAGCUCAUCCACGUUAGAACAGUUGCGAGAAUUCGACAUGGUUUUAGAACAAGUGAAAGAGAGAAGCACAUCGACACCCAGUGGAAACUCAAAUAAUAGCUCUUUUAAAAUACAUGCUUCAUCCGAUACAACUGAUGGAAAUGCCUCUAGCAACUGUUCUACAGAAUCAACCUCACAAGUACUAUACUCUAUCGGAAACAAUCAGGCACUAAACGUGGCUUAUGUCAACAGAAAAUCUACUGUGACGACUCCGACAACGUCAACCUAUGUGCGUUCGCCUGACUCAUCUGGUAUCGCAGAUUCGCCGACAUCUUCGACACACGUUCAAAUAGCUCACACUGUGACCACAGACUCGUCUCCCACGGAAAUGUCUUCUCAGUCGAAACCGGCGAAAGUGGGAGGAAGCUCUAAAUCAAAAUCAAGACCGAAAUCGACCUCAAAUCCACCAAACACACUCAAAUUAAGCUCGUCUGUUCCGCCGAAAACUUCAUCCCAGAAACCUUUGGAAGACGAGCAAACUACUCAAAGAAUUCUGUACAUACUUGCUGAAUACAAAGAACAAGUGGAAAAUUCGCCAGACAAAGAUAAACCUGCGCCCCGUAGGAGGUCUAAUCCGCCAUCGAACCCAGGGUCAUCUAAACGCAAGAAGAGCUCCAGCUCACGUCGAUCGGGAACGAGAGACAUGAGCCCAGUCCACGGUGAAGACACCUGCCGCACGAUGGGCUCGGAAGACAGUAGCUGUGGCACUUCUCAAGGGGACUGCACGGAGAGUUGUCUAGACAGUCAUUCGCCACAAGACAGCCCGCGUAAAGUGGCCCGAAAGAUAACCUUCGAUCAAGAACUGAAUGUGACCCAACCACGGCCGCAGCCUCAGCGAAACGUCAUAGUGGCAGAUGGGCAGACAAUCACCGUAGCACGUGGGACGACUGGGAAACCGGCCACUGCCGUUCUGAUGCCUGCGAACUACAUCUUACCCGUGUCCAUGGUGAAAGGCGGUCAGCAGAUAGCUAUUGUGACCAAUCGAGGUCCGAAGUUAUUGACUGUUGGAGGCGAAGGCGGUGCGACGAACGCCCUGCUGCUCCAGCGGUUGAUAGGGCCGGCGGGUUUGAAGCCUGUGCUAGCCCGUCCGGGGGUCAGGCACGUGAGAUUACCUACGGCUGCCUUACAUAACCUGCAAGCGUUCAACUUGGCGCCAGCGACAACAGUUCAGCCUCCGGACAGCACGGCGUCGCCGACGCCGGGUCCGACGCCUCCGGAACUAGUGGACACGCGUGCCACCAGCUCUCCGUGGACGGACCGGGACGAGGUGAAGCCGGAGCGCAGCUCGAGCCCCGAGGGUUCCGAGCCGUGGAACCUGCCCUCCACCGACGCGCACGAUUACUCCUACGAAGAGACCGUGCGCACUGACAACAUGGAUAGAACCGUACUGGAUCAGAUCCCAGAUCGGUACAGUCCCGAUAUGGAAGCGCAAAGGAUAUUUGAUAAGAUGUUCGACGUAGACUCGAAAAAGUCGUACGCCGACUCGCCGCGUUGCGCGUACGAUAUAGACCCGUCAGAUGACGAUAAGGCCUACCAGGUUGUGCAAAAGAAAGACGGUUCGCAGAGGCAGCACAGGCUUGCCCACGUGUCGGCUGCGGCCCUGAGGCACAAGUACGCUAUACUGGAACACGAAUUGAGACUACAAAAAUCUUUAUCCGAGGAGUGCGAAGACUUGGGCGUAGAUUCCCCCUCCGCGUCAGAACUGUUUCCCGAGGCGGAGCUGCUCUUUGCCAACUCACCAGCUCACGAGCACAACCAAGAACAUCAUUCGCACACUCCUCAACCCCACCAAAGCUCGAUACCCCAACCGGACAUGGACGACCAAAUAGCGACAGACCACCUGAUCCCGCGCGAAAUCGACGUCAGCCUCGGUCUGGGUGAUGUCGGCAUAGUGGCUGUCAGUGAAGACGGAAGUGCCACCAUAGCGUUGGAUCAGGAGGAGUUCGCACGGUCACAUCCUAAUACGACGUUCCAUAGCGAACCCACGGAAGGAGAGGUACAACCCUUCACGAUAACCGGUCUGAAAGGGCGCCACAUAACAUCGACCAUCUUCCACUCCAACAGCGCGCCGGCCACGGUCCUCAUGACCGCGCCGCAGGCCACCGUCAUCUCGCAGGCGCCCGACCACAGCGUCAAGUACGAGAUCGAGAACAUGAUCAACAUGCCCGGCUCGCACAACAACGACAUCAACCUCUCCUCCGUCCUCGUCAAAGACGAUGGUCUCACCAGGUUUGACAGCAUCCUCACAGACUCUAGAGAACUACACCUAACCAACACAGCCUCCGCCAUAGUGCACUCCUCAGGCAACGCCACGCAAGUCAUCAGAAGAGUCUGCUACGAGGACGAUAAAAGAGAAAGAGAUGCUAGGUAUCUCAUAGACGAACCUGAUAAUCUAAUCGCCGGCGACGACGCGAAAAUGAUCGCCGAAGACAGCUCCAGAGACGCGACUCUAGAGUCUAUGGCCGACGUAGACGACGACAGGUCCAGCCCGGAGCGACAUGCUGAAUUAUUCUGGGAGUCGAACUCCGCUUCCGAACGCUCCGAGAGCAGAAGACCUUUAGAUUUCAGCAGCGACAGCGACAAAUGCUGCAAGAGUCCGUCGUUCGACGAGACCAAUUCCACAGAUUCGAGCGGGGUCGGGACUCAUAUGAGGCUCGACUCCGUGAUCAAGGAAGCGCGGACACGCGAGCGGAGCGGCAGCGCCGACGGGUCGUCGGCCGACGACACGCAUCCUCCGCUCCGCACGUACCCGCCCAAGCGCGCGUACCACCCUCUCGAAGGGGAAGCGGAGAGGAGUCUCUCCGGGAAGACGCUGGCCGGCGAGCGCUCGCCGGACCUGGAGGUGCGGCGGCGCGCGUCGGGGCGCGGCGUGGUGAAGCGCGGGUGCCACUGCUGCAACGGCUCGCCCGCGCCGCCGAGACCCAAGAAGCCGCGCCAGAGGAAACCCACGCUCGACUUCAACACCGACAACUGAGACCGCGGCGCGCCGCUCGACUGAUAAGCGAUCUCACUCCCGAGGUUCCGACUCUUGUAGGUGUAUUAUAAACUUAAAGUAUAAUAAACUUGUUGACUCGUUUUGUAUAUAAUUUUUAUAAGCUCCGUUCGCAGCAGAUUCGAUUAGUGAUUUAUUUUGUUGAAGUUUUAGUUUUAAGUUUAAGUGAUGUAUUUCUAGACGUUAGCCGUAUGAUUUUCCGCGAUAUCUUGUCACCGGUCGGUUCGAAUAGGGUAUCUUAUUUUUUAACGGUGAGUACCGAAUGAUUUGUGAGACUUUUGUAUUUGAUUGUUAAAAUUUUCGUCGUGUAAUAUAUCCGUAUACAUAUUGUAUUGAUAUGUACUUGUAUAAAAACGUAUUUCUAGGUGAACUCCAUUUUAGCGUAAGCGUUUCCGAUAGUGAUUACGGGCCAUACUCAUUGUGAAUUUAUUCCUUUACGCGGUAAAUGUGACUUUAAUUUCACUUGUAGUCGUCGAAGUGUUUCGCCUCCAUCCGUACGUCCCGAAUACUGUAUCAUACCGUAGCUUAAGUUGAUUACCAACUUCCAAGGGAAAACUGCACAAAAUGAUUUUUACGUACGUCUGACUGCGAUUUAUUUUUGAGAAUUGAUUUUUCUAAAAAUAAACGAUCGGUGCCAAACCGUAGUCGACCUGCGCUUGCGUUCCGUGGACGCUGUUCAACUGGUUUAACUAGAGAAUGUGUUGAUUUAGAGCCGACACACACUAUCGUCUUUUGAACACUCAGCACUAUGGAAAAUGGCGUUGCUACUGUCGCGCCAACGUUGCAUCGAGCCAUAGUUGAUUAAACGCUGACGCUCAAGAAACGCUAGUGUGAGUAGGCCUUAGUGUGAAUUUGGUAUUCAUAGUAAGUAAAAUGUAAAUAAUAGAUUUUGUCCCCCAAUUUUGUCUCGGGGACCGUCUAGUCACUAUACCGGUAAUAAUAGUAUAAAUGUGUUGGUUAAGGCCAAGAGAGGUCUACCAACGGGCAUCGCGCAUUAUCUACGCUUUUUGUACAUAACGCCCGAGGUUGGCGCGAAGCUGCUCGGGUAACGCAUUGUACAUAAAAGAAUGUGUUAUCGUACGAACAUAAUUAUAUAGUGAAAUGUAAUAAGGCGUCAUUACGCCCGACUCAAUAUAAUAAUCCAUAGUUCAGAAGUUACUUCAGUAGACGUAUACAUAGUGUAUUGGUUAAUGUGAGAUAGUUUCUUAACGUGCCCUAUGGCAAUCAUUUCUCGGAUUUAUGACUAGAGGCACUUUUAAGUCUUUCGAGAAGUUGUCAUCAUUUUUUCUGGGUAUCUGCCAUUUUUAAAAUUAAGGUUCAAAUUUUGUAUAAUCAAAUUGUUAUUGUUCAGUGGGCGACGCUCUACGAUAUUAUCUACGAUUCCAGUAUUCCGUUACGUUUUAUUUCACAUACAUAAGUAGAAGUUUAUAAAAAAUAUUAGAUAUACAAUGAAACUACCUGUGUAUAGGUUUCAUCGUUUAUUUUUUAAAAAUCACCAGAUUGUGUUUUCGUGAAUUUAUGUGAACAUUAUUUUUUAAAAAUGCUAAAGAGAAAAUGAUCAUUAAAACUUAUCUAUUAAAUAA
This is a messenger RNA of Leguminivora glycinivorella, 14210 nucleotides long. RefSeq lists its product as uncharacterized. The record is from RefSeq and is a predicted model, not a curated record. The coding region runs from base 28 to 12609 and encodes 4193 amino acids. Lineage: Eukaryota; Metazoa; Arthropoda; Insecta; Lepidoptera; Tortricidae. The transcript has 6 exons.